Messenger RNA from Monosiga brevicollis MX1, 2124 nucleotides. RefSeq lists its product as uncharacterized. The transcript is spliced from 11 exons. The record is from RefSeq and is a predicted model, not a curated record. Bases 104 to 1999 code for a protein of 631 amino acids. NCBI's taxonomy places the organism in Eukaryota, Choanoflagellata, Craspedida, Salpingoecidae. Gene Ontology annotation, biological process: CTP biosynthetic process; UTP biosynthetic process; GTP biosynthetic process. Gene Ontology annotation, molecular function: nucleoside diphosphate kinase activity.
GCAUUCGAGUGCACCAGGUCAAGACGACGGAGAGAGUGAGCGAGAGAGCGAGCGGGGCAGCGAGCGCAUCGGGUGACGGGUUUCAAGACACAAGCCUCUCGUCAUGGCCGGCAAGAAGAAGCAAGUCUUGCAGGAAGAGCUCAUGGAUGGGCCAUCCUUUGAGGCCUUCCUCAGCCAGCCUGGUCUCAAGGUGAUUGAUGCCUACACAGAAUGGUGUGGACCCUGCAAGGCGCUGGAGUCUACCUUUCGGCGUCUCAAGACAGACCUUACUGAUGAUCUUCUUCUUUUUGCCACGGCUUGUACCGAUCGCAUCAGCAAGUUGAGUGAUUUUCAUGGUACAUCAGAGCCGUGCUUUCUCUUCUACGGCGCCGAUACCCUCGUCAAUGUUGUUCGUGGGUCUGAGGGCCCCAAAAUUACGAGCUUGAUCCAAGAGGAGCUGGAGCGUGAGCACGAUGCGCUUGACAAGGGCACGGAACGCGUCAAGUUUGAAGGAACUGGCGUGUCGGUUAGCCGUGGCGCUUCUGCUAAGAAACCGUCCAAGAAAGCGGCCCCUCAGUCUGAGGGGGGCGCUGCCAACACCGGUGACAACAACAGUGCCCAGACAGCCGUGGCAGACGCACCCGCUCCCGACAAAGAAUAUACGUUUGCCAUCAUCAAGCCGGAUGCCGUGGAGGCGGGGCAUGCCGACGCCAUCUUUGCCAAGCUGGCCGAGGCAGGCUUUCGCGUGGCUGCACAAAACGAGAUGACGCUAAGCCGGGAGCAAGCCGAAGCAUUUUAUGGCGAGCAUAAGGACAAGCCGUUCUUCGAGAACUUGGUGACAUUUAUGACCUCUGGCCCCAUCAAGGUGCUGGUGUUGUCUGCCCCAGAUGCCAUCAAGGCAUGGCGCGAGCUCAUUGGCCCCACAAAUACAGAGAUCGCCAGGGCUGAUAAACCAGAAUCGCUGCGUGCCCUCUUUGGCACCGAUCAAACAGCCAACGCGCUGCACGGCUCUGACAGCUCGUCUUCAGCCAUGCGCGAAAUCAACUUCUUCUUCGAUGGGUGGGCAUAUGACAACAUGCCGGCUGAGACCAAUUUUGCCGUGAUUACUCCCGAGUGCAGUGCUGGUGACGCUGCCCAAGGCAUUUCUAGUCUUUUGGCUAAACAUAGGUUUUCAAUUGAAAACCAGAAACAGACUUUGCUGACGGAUGUCUUGGCCAAAAAGAUAUUUCCGAUGGCAACCCCAGAAGCCAUUGAGCAUCUCAUCAGUGGCGAGAGUACCCUUUUGAAGCUGUCACGCCCGGGGGCACGUUACUGGCUUAGCAAGCUGGUCGGUAGUGCUGAGGACCCCGGCAGCAUUCGGGCACAAUUUGGCGUGGAUGAUAUCAAGUGUGGUAUGAUGGUGGUGGGAGAUGAUGUUGAUGGUGAUGAGCUCUUGUUUGAAGAGCAAGACCCAGAGAACGAUGUUGCCGAGGUUGAGUCUCAAGCCGCUGAAGCGGCCAAGAAUGGUGACGGCGAUGGUGACGGCGACGGCGACGGUGACGGUGACGGCCCGGGCGGCAGUAACGAUGCUACUGCGACACAACCAGGAGAUGGUGAGCCUGCCGAUGAAGGCCAGAGUUCAGGUGACGCCAAGACGGAGGAAAAAUCCGAAGAGGCAGCGGCAGAUGCCCCGGCUGCCGACGAAGCUGCUGCCACCGAAGAGGCUCCUGCUGCGGAGGAGGCGGCUCCUGCUGCUGAGGAAGCUCCUGCCACCGAGGAGGCCCCGGCUGCCGAAGAGGCCCCGGCUGCCAAAGAGGCCCCGGCUGCUGAGGAAGCUCCUGCCACCGAAGAGGCUCCGGCUGCCGAAGAAGCCCCCGCUGCCGAAGAAACUCCGGCUGCUGAGGAAGCUCCUGCCACCGAAGAAAUCUCCGCUGCCGAAGAAGCCCCUGCUGCUGAGGAAGCUCCCGCCACCGAAGAAGCCCCUGGCAACCCUGACGAGGAGACGCCUACUCCCACUUCCAACGCCGAAGAACAGGCGUAAUGCCUUGGGCCAAACCACUUUCGUCUUGUGCUGUUGAGUCCAACGCCUCGCGUUCCCAUUUGCACAAGCAAGGGCAAUCAUGGUAUUCAGAGGCGUAUUUGUGAUGAUAUAAUUGACAUCUUUGG